GCCACGCCUGGUCUCGGGGCUGCUCCCCGGACCGGUUACGCCUGGCGGAGCCGGAGGUCCGCGCGCUGCGGCCGCGGUCCUCUCAUUGCUGCUCCUCCCGGGCGUAACGGGCAUAGGGGUGCCUUAUCUCUUGUCAGUGCCAUGAUCCGGCAGGAGCUCUCCACAUCCUACCAGGAGCUGAGUGAGGAGUUGGAUCAGGUGGUUGAGAACUCAGAGCAGGCGGACGAGCGCGAAAAGGAGAUAGUCAAAGUCCAGGGUUCAGGAGUCUUACCAGCCCUGGACAGUGAGUCUGCCUCCAGCAACAUCCGCUUUAGCAAGGCCUGUCUGAAGAACGUCUUCUCGGUCCUGCUCAUCGUCAUCUACCUGCUGCUCAUGGCUGUGGCCGUCUUCCUGGUCUACCAGACCAUCACAGAUUUUCGUGAGAAGCUCAAGCACCCUGUCAUGUCGGUGUCUUACAAGGAGGUGGAUCGCUACGACGCCCCAGGUAUCGCCCUGUACCCCGGCCAGGCCCAGUUGCUCAGCUGCAAGCACCAUUACAAAGUCAUUCCCCCGCUGCGGAGCCCCGGCCAGCCUGGAGACAUGGACUGCACCACCCAGAGCAUCAACUACACGGACCCCUUCUCCAACCAGACCCUGAAAUCCGCCCUGAUCGUGCGCGGGCCCCGGGACGUGAAGAAGCGGGAGCUGGUCUUCCUCCAGUUCCGCCUGAACCAGAGCAGCGAGGACUUCAGUGCCAUCGAUUACCUCCUCUUCUCCUCCUUCCAGGAGUUCCUGCACAGCCCAGACAGAGUGGGCUUCAUGCAGGCCUGCGAGCGCGCCUAUUCCAGCUGGAAGUUCUCGGGGGGCUUCCGCACCUGGGUCAAGAUGUCCCUGGUGGAGACCGAGGAGGAGGACGGGAGGGAAGCGGUGGAGUUCCGGCAGGAGACGAGUGUGGUUAACUACAUUGACCAGAGGCCAGCUACCGAAAAAAGUGCUCAGCUGUUCUUUGUGGUCUUUGAAUGGAAAGAUCCUUUCAUCCAGAAAGUUCAAGAUAUAAUCACAGCCAAUCCUUGGAACACAAUCGCUCUUCUCUGUGGGGCUUUCUUGGCAUUAUUUAAAGCAGCAGAGUUUGCCAAACUUAGUGUGAAAUGGAUGAUCAAAAUUAGGAAGAGGUACCUUAAAAAAAGAGGCCAGGCAACGAACCACAUAAGCUGAAGUCGCCUCGCGCUGUUGGCAGAACUGGUUCUCACCACUUCUGCUCUGAUGAGCCGAGCACCGGAGCUCCUGCACUCACCGGAAGGAACGGGCUCUGCUGGGAGGGACAGCCUCACGGGACAGACCCAGUGGAGAACCUCAAGUUAUUUAAGUACUUAAAUUAUUGAACAUUUUUUGACUAGGACACGAAUAGGGUUUGUGGAAGAUGGAAUUAUAUGUAUAUAUCUGGUGUUCUGACGGUUUGCAGAAGCUGCCUUUCUUCUUCUUUGGUUUGGUGUAUAGUUCAGCCCUGACAGGAUAUUAAGGCUCUGCUGUUUACCUCAGGUUUUUUUCCAAGGCUCUCAAAGUGGACGGAAGACGGAGUGACUAUCUAGAUGUGGAGGUCAUGCUUUGAAAACUGCACUGUGCACAAAGGCAAAAACUCUUACGUCUGGCAACAUCUGCCAUUUACAUGGUCCAGCUUGACAAGCUUUCUCAUGUUAAAUGUUAAGUGAAAUUUUAAAGCUACUAGAAACAAGCAAUUAGAUUUCCUGUGGACUGACUGGUCACCUACCUGUCUCGUUAGAAUAUUCAUUGAUGCAGGUAAUGUUUAGAGUGAUUAACACCCAAAAGCACUAGUAUGUAUAUACAUAGCAGGUAUUCAAUGUAUUUUGAUGAUUUCAUUAACAGGUAAAUAAAAGUUAGGCUAAUACAAAAGGAA
Molecule: messenger RNA, 1894 nt
Organism: Pteropus alecto (black flying fox)
Lineage: Eukaryota; Metazoa; Chordata; Mammalia; Chiroptera; Pteropodidae
Gene: PACC1
Product: transmembrane protein 206
Exons: 8
Coding region: 142-1194 (350 amino acids)
Cellular component (GO): cell surface
Source: RefSeq, a predicted model, not a curated record